GCCCCUCAGUCUCCGGAGGUAGGCGACCGGGUCCCGCUCUGUCACUUUAGGUUUCGGAGGCUCCGAAUACCUCUGCAGCCCCCCACAGGACCUGCAGUACUUCUGUUGGCCCACCGAGGACCCUCCUUCACCAGGAUUGUGUAUAACAUCGUCCCUGAGCCGCCCACCCCAUACCCUCCACCAUGAGCCCUGGGUUCCACCGAUGAAGUUUUUCGAUGCUUGCUUUGAUCAUGUGACACCACCUAUUGUCUACCCCAUUUGCUUUCCAGUUGUUAAAUACAUUAGGUCUAAGUCUGUGUCGUGUUAACGUACAAAGUUUUCUGCCUGUCCUGUCCGCCUUCCCUUUUUUAUUUUUUGCACCGCUCGCUCCUGCCCAGCCUGCCUUACCUUAUGCUUGCUUAUGAUUUUCAUAGCCACUCACUUGCCUGUCCCUGUGACUGUCCUUGCCUGGAGGAGGCAGCACUCCACUAAGUGCAGGGCCUGAGAGUCGGGAUGAGUUUUCCCAUUAUAUUUUCCUAUAUGUCGUGUAUGCAAAUCCUCUCUUAAACUAUUUAUUUGCCAGCACAUUUCCCAAAAUACUUCCUCCUGAGCCUUAGUCCUUUAGCAAAUAACCUCACCUGUAACGACGGCAAGAAGAAUUGAGUUUGCAGUAAGACUGUUUUAGAGAACUUGCUGGUCCAGUAUUGGUUGCAGUCUCCACUGAGAUUGUAGUUCAUGAAAAAAACCUUAAACUAAAUGAGGAGGAAGGAAGGUAGAUGAUAGGGUUAAUUGGAGCGGGUACUUGUUGAGGAAUUUUGUAAGUUUUCAAACAGCAAAGUGAGAGUCACAUACGCCUUGCCUAGAAAUUGGCCAGCAUGCUAUCCAUCUAGGUCCUGGGGGAACGGGAGGGAUUUUUAAAACCCCAUUUUCUAGUCUUGUUGUGUUCAAGUCAAGGUGGUUAAAUAUCUUGUUCUAGGAAUCACCUAAAAUAUUAGACACUAAAAUGUUGGGGAAACGUAAGCGUGUGGUGUUGACAAUUAAGGACAAGCUUGACAUUAUUAAGAAGCUUGAGGAAGGCAUUUCUUUCAAAAAACUUUCUGUGGUGUAUGGAAUUGGUGAAUCCACAGUUCGAGAUAUUAAAAAGAACAAAGAUAGGAUAAUAAACUAUGCAAACAGCUCAGAUCCUACAAGUGGGGUAUCCAAACGUAAAUCUAUGAAGUCAUCAACAUACGAGGAACUGGAUAGAGUUAUGAUAGAGUGGUUUAACCAACAAAAAACAGAUGGGAUUCCGGUGUCCGGAGCGAUUUGUGCAAAACAAGCCAAGUUCUUUUUUGAUGCUUUAGGGAUGGAAGGCGACUUUAGUGCAUCAUCUGGAUGGCUAACUCGAUUUAAGCAGCGCCAUGGUAUUCCAAAGGCUGCUAGUCAAGGAACAAAAUUAAAAGGAGAUGAAACUGCUGCCAGUGAAUUUUGCGGCAACUUUCAGGAAUUUAUUGAGAGAGAGAAUCUACAGCCAGAGCAAAUUUAUGGUGCUGAUCAAACUGGGUUAUUCUGGAAAUGUUUACCAUCCAGGACAUUAGUUCUUGAAACUGAGCAAAAUACUUCUGGUUAUAGGUCAAGCAGAGAGAGAAUCAUCAUUAUGUGUUGUGCAAAUGCCACAGGUUUACACAAACUUAAUCUUUGUGUUGUGGGAAAAGCAAAAAGACCCCGUGCGUUCAAAGGAGCUGACCUCUCAAACUUUCCUGUCACUUAUUUCAGUCAGAAAAGUGCAUGGAUAGAACAUUCUGUGUUCAGACAGUGGUUUGAAAAAUACUUUGUGCCACAGGUACAGAAGCAUUUGAAAUCCAAGGGGCUUCUAGAAAAAGCAGUACUGCUUUUGGAUUUUCCUCCAGCACACCCAAAUGAAGAACUGUUGAGUUCAGAUGAUGGCAGGAUAAUUGUGAAAUACCUGCCACCAAACGUCACAAGUCUAAUUCAACCUAUGAACCAGGGAGUUCUAGCCACGGUAAAAAGAUACUACCGAGCAGGGCUUCUCCAGAAAUACGUGGAUGAAGGAACCGACCCAAAAAUGUUUUGGAAGAACUUGACGGUGUUGGAUGCAAUUUAUGAAGCGUCAAGAGCUUGGAACAUGGUCAAAUCUAGUACCAUAACCAAAGCUUGGAAGAAACUUUUCCCUGGCAACGAAGAGAAUUCAGGUAUGAACAUUGAUGAAGGAGCCAUUUUAGCAGCUAACUUAGCAACGGUUUUACAGAAUACAGAAGACUGUGAACACGUUGACAUUGAGAAUAUUGAUCAGUGGUUUGACUCUCAGAGUAGCGACUCAAGCUGCCAGGUCCUGACGGACAGGGAGGGUGCUGAGGACCAGCCUAAGCCUGCUGAGCAAAAGCCUUUCAACAAGACUAGAAAAACAGAGGUAAAUCCAGAAAAGCACAUUAGCCAUAAAGCUGCACUUGAAUGGACUGAAAAUUUGCUGGAUUAUCUAGAACAACAAGAUGACAUGCUUCUGUCUGAUAAGCUGGUAUUACGGAGACUGAGAACGAUAAUUAGAAGAAAGCAGAAAAUCCAAAAUAACAAAACACAAUAACGCUCUUACGGGUUUCAGUGUAUUUGCAUCUUUGUGACUUUAUCUGCAGUGGAACUUGAUUGUCUUGCUUGAAGUGCUGUGGAUUUCAAGGCCAAAUACAUUUUAUAAAUGAUUUUAGGAUUAGAUGUCAUUUUGGGUUACUUAAAUUACUGCUCUUUAAUGUCAAUUCUAGUAAGUGAGCAUUGAGAUGUAACUUGUCUGUCCUUUGUUUCUAAUGUGUGUUAUACUAAUUAGAUCAUAAGGUUCCUGAGGCCAGGGAUCUUGUGUCUGUUUUGUGCCUGAAUUUCAUUGUGUCUAAUAGACGACCAUGCACACUGUAGGCAAUCAAUAAAUCUGACUUAAAAUGAA
Messenger RNA from Miniopterus natalensis, 2908 nucleotides. RefSeq names its product tigger transposable element derived 2 (gene TIGD2). Gene Ontology annotation, molecular function: DNA binding. Lineage: Eukaryota; Metazoa; Chordata; Mammalia; Chiroptera; Miniopteridae. The record is from RefSeq and is a predicted model, not a curated record. Gene Ontology annotation, cellular component: nucleus.